This is a messenger RNA of Cornus florida, 648 nucleotides long. RefSeq names its product F-box/FBD/LRR-repeat protein At1g13570-like. Lineage: Eukaryota; Viridiplantae; Streptophyta; Magnoliopsida; Cornales; Cornaceae. The coding region runs from base 1 to 648 and encodes 215 amino acids. The transcript is spliced from 4 exons. The record is from RefSeq and is a predicted model, not a curated record.
AUGCUCGGAACUCUCUUCUCAAGUGCCCCUUUACUCGAUGAACUGUCUAUUUUAAAAUGCAUUGUUAUUGAGCAUUUUAAUAGCGAAGCUCCAGCACUAAAAGCACUGCAAUUCAUAUUCAUUCCUGAAUUUAAAUCGGUAUCUUUCAAAAACUGCCCAAAUCUUGCUAGGGUCGCGCUUGAAUCAUUGACACCAUUGUUUGAAGUUGAUAAUCCAGAGUGGGGUAAAACCACCAAUUUGAUUGAGCUUUUUGCUAGUUUGCCUAAAAUUGAGAAGCUUUUGCUGGACAACUUUGUUCUCGAGCAGAUUUCAUUCAUUCUUUGCUUACUUGAAAGCUCUACUGAUUUGGAGGAACUUCGUAUUUGGGCCAUAGAAAAAGCAGGUAUAGCCAUGCAACCGGUUUCCAAUUUUUUGAAAGAAUCCAAGUGGACGGACAUGAAAUUGAACACACUUCGAACUGUGGAACUUGCUCUUUACGAGUGCUCGAGGGCUGAACUUUUCUUCAUCGAGUUUUUACUUGGCCGUAGCCCAAUUCUUGGGAAAAUGUUCAUUAAGCUUUCAAGGGUUGAUGCAAAUGAAGGGUGUAGGACCUCAGAAGAGGUGAUGCGGUUUUCGCGGGCUUCCGAGAAAGCAGAAGUAAUAUUUUAG